This is a messenger RNA of Echinops telfairi (small Madagascar hedgehog), 1151 nucleotides long. It is a transcript of the gene BCAS2, whose product is annotated as BCAS2 pre-mRNA processing factor. Gene Ontology annotation, biological process: mRNA processing. Gene Ontology annotation, cellular component: precatalytic spliceosome; Prp19 complex; catalytic step 2 spliceosome. The transcript is spliced from 7 exons. NCBI's taxonomy places the organism in Eukaryota, Metazoa, Chordata, Mammalia, Afrosoricida, Tenrecidae. Bases 24 to 701 code for a protein of 225 amino acids. The record is from RefSeq and is a predicted model, not a curated record.
GUUCUCGAAAUUCCGCGGCUGCGAUGGCGGGCACGGGCUUGGUGGCGGGCGAAGCCGUGGUGGAUGCGCUCCCCUACUUUGACCAAGGUUAUGAGGCACCCGGCGUGCGGGAAGCGGCGGCCGCGCUGGUGGAGGAGGAGACUCGCCGGUACCGCCCCACCAAGAACUACCUGAGCUACCUGACGGCCCCGGACUAUUCGGCCUUUGAGACCGACAUAAUGAGAAAUGAAUUUGAAAGAUUGGCUGCUCGACAACCAAUUGAAUUGCUCAGUAUGAAACGAUAUGAGCUUCCAGCCCCUUCAUCGGGUCAGAAAAAUGAUAUCACUGCAUGGCAAGAGUGUGUGAACAACUCCAUGGCCCAGUUAGAGCACCAAGCCGUUCGAAUUGAGAAUCUGGAGCUCAUGUCACAGCAUGGGUGCAAUGCCUGGAAAGUAUAUAAUGAAAACCUAGUUCAUAUGAUUGAACAUGCCCAGAAGGAGCUCCAGAAGUUACGGAAACAUAUUCAAGAUUUAAACUGGCAGCGAAAGAACAUGCAACUAACAGCUGGGUCUAAACUGAGAGAAAUGGAGUCAACUUGGGUAUCUCUGGUUAGUAAGAAUUAUGAGAUUGAACGGACUAUUGUACAACUAGAAAAUGAAAUCUAUCAAAUGAAGCAGCAACAUGGCGAGGCAAACAAAGAAAAUAUUCGACAAGACUUCUGAGAGAAAUUGUUUUAUAAGAAGGACGAGAAUGAUUGAACGAUUGAAUUAUAUGUAAAUUUAAUUUUUUUAAAAAAGGAAAUCAAAAAGUGGAAUAAAAAAAUAUUUUACCUAGGUGACGGAUAUGUUCAGAAACAAUCACUGCUCAAUUUGAUGUUUAUGUUUAAUAAAGACAUCUAUGAUUUUGUAACAAGUUUGGUUUCCACAGAUGACCAGGCAUCUGAACAGUUCCUGACCUUGAAGAACCAACAGCCACUAUGGAAACUCGGUGGCUAAAUUUUAGGAGCCAUAGAAUAUAUAAACAUGUAAAGUUUUCAACAUGUACAAGAAUUUGAGGGGAUUGAAAUGAAUGUGGUGAAACAAAAUGAGUGUGAAUUGUUGAUUGUAAAUGUGAUCAUCUACUUUGUAAAUAUUCCGCUAAGCUACAAUAAAAGUUUUGAUUUGUUUUUUUAA